AUCCCCCUGCUGGCCCAGGGUGAGAACUUCAGUACAUAACACUCUCAGUUGCUGAUUUGCUCUUGGCUGCUGCAGGUAAGCAUUCCCCCCGGGGAUGUUUCUUUCCAGGAUCAUUCAGCACCAUGGUAGCCCCUUUGUCAAUUCCCAGAGAGUUCCCACAUCCUCCUGGCAGGCCACCUAUACCAUGUGGCUGGUGCAGAGAGGGAGAAAAGGCUAUUGGAAAGUGAAUUCCGGAAAUUUAUUUGUGGCUAUUCUUUUUCCUGGACAUUUUAUGUAGACAGCAGGCAUCAGCAUGCCUUGCUUGCACAAUUCCACUGGCCCUGAGCCACAUUGUUUCUGAGUCACAUUUCAAGUGAAUAAAUUCGUUGUGCUGCUCCAGUAAGCCACAGAACGAUGUCAGCCAGCACCAAGAUGAGAAGCAGAAAGCAAAGGCAGAGACCUACAGAUAGCCCCGGCACAAGGAUGGAACUGAGGAAACGAUGCCGAAGAACGACAAGUAACGAACAGCAAGUGGAAGAAAGCUGCAGAUAUAGAAAGAAGGCAGCAACAAAGUAUAAGUUUCUCUGCCAAGAAGAAUGUUUAUUCUUAACAGAGGGCAAUGAAGUAGUGAAGUUUGAUGUGAAUGGAAUCUCUCUCUCUAGGCUCCAGCAAAAAAAUGAUAUCAGAUGGAUGACUACCUGGGUCCAUUACUUCCGUGUUCAAGGCCCAGGUCGUGGCAGGUUUCUAGUUACUUUUAGCCAAGUGUCCGAUGAACAAAACAAAUUGCUGGUGCUGACCAAAGACAUUGACCACAAGCAACUGAAGGUAUUUUCAUGCGAUAUGCCGAAUAAGCCACAUACUAAGGGCAAAAGGUUUGAUAUCACUAAGCUAAGUGCAGAUGAUCUAAAAUGUCAUCUUUUCUUCAUGGAUAAAGAAAAAAAUGGAGAAGUGGUACAGCUUAAGUGCCCUGAAGAUACAACACACUAUAUUCAUGCGAGUCGGACACUGUUUCUAAAGUACAGAGACACAGAUGUGACGGAUGGAUCAAUAUUCCGCUUCAGGCUCAGAAAAGCUGUCCAGCCAUGAAAGUUUGCAACUGCAUAUGUUCAAGUAAGCGAAGGAAAGAUCCUACAUUACACGGCCUGUUUUUGUAACUCUGUGUUUGAAAUAACCAAGUAUAGUAUUUAUUCAAUUUGAUGUAGAAUGACAAUUUGUUGUACUGUCAUUCUGUGCACUUAAUUACUUUCUAAUACAUUUAAAGAACUGGGAUUAGUAUAUCUUAUAUUUUUAUGCUGAUUAAGAUCCUCUUAUUGUUUUCCUUUGCUGUGCAAGAUAGAAUCUGGUAACAGCUAGGAGCCUUUGUAAUGGCCCCAAGGCUUUGUAACAACCUCCCUAAGGAGAUCAGAAAUAGCUCUUCCAUUAUGGCCCUCUGAAAUGACUGCAACACUAACUUUCUCUAGAUGCUAUUUGAAAGCUGCAUAAAAUUUGAUGAAAGAUUUGUCUUAAUUUUUGCUGGCUACUGAUUUUUUUUUCCUUCUUAAAUUUAACUGUUUUUCUUUUUAUAUUUUUAUACAACCUGUAUUGUAGUUGUAGAUCUCUUAAUGGAAAGGUUGAAUGUACAUAUUUUCAA
Messenger RNA from Podarcis muralis (Common wall lizard), 1609 nucleotides. RefSeq lists its product as uncharacterized. NCBI's taxonomy places the organism in Eukaryota, Metazoa, Chordata, Lepidosauria, Squamata, Lacertidae. The record is from RefSeq and is a predicted model, not a curated record.